Molecule: messenger RNA, 822 nt
Organism: Spinacia oleracea (spinach)
Lineage: Eukaryota; Viridiplantae; Streptophyta; Magnoliopsida; Caryophyllales; Amaranthaceae
Product: F-box/kelch-repeat protein At3g23880-like
Exons: 1
Coding region: 1-822 (273 amino acids)
Molecular function (GO): protein binding
Source: RefSeq, a predicted model, not a curated record
AUGAAAAGGACGUACAAUAAAUUGAUGAGAUGUAACGUUUUACGACCGGAGCUGGAUUUACCACCAGAGUUGUGGACGGAGGUAUUGGCGAGGCUGCCGGCGAAAACCCUAGUAAGAUUCAGGACUGUUUGUAGAGCUUGGUGUUCUACGAUCGAUAAACCUGAAUUCUUUUCGAAGCAUCUCAGUCUUUACAAGAAUAACACAGCCAAAAAUCGUUUACUAGUCUUGGAUGAUUCGAUGGAAUACAGUACACUUCAAGUUCUUCUAAGGUAUAAGUUUACAUUAACUACAACAUUUCGGCAGAAGAUGAGUGGAAGACUUGACAUUCUUGGAUACUGUAAUGGUUUGGUUUUGCUUUCGCUGAAUUGUGGUAUGUAUGAUCAGAUUAAGCUAUUGAACCCGUCUAUACAAAAAUCUACUGUUCUUCCCCGUUGUCCUGGCGUCACACAAACUGAUGCUCCUAUAUAUAUUAUUGGAUUUGUCCCUUCUAGUAAUGAAUAUAAAGUGGCUGCCUUUCGCUUUUCGGUUAAGAAUUUAUCAGUUUCAAUUUCAAUUUAUUCAUUUAGUGAUCAUCUUUGGAGGACCAAAACCGCUAUGAUUGAUUUUCCUGUUAGAUUUUUUCGAAGUAUGGGGUAUGUCGAAAUAUACAAAGAGGGUUAUUGUUCCUCUAAUAAUUGGAAAAGUUAUUAUUCUCAUGGGGCUGUGUAUUGGCUUGUGUCUGAUAAAAAAGAACCAAAUCAACAGAGUGAUGAAUACGAACCGGUUUUUGAAUACGGACCUAAACAUGGUUCGACUUUGGUGUGGAAGGUUUUAACUAUGUGA